AUGGAGGCGGCGCAGGCGGUUCUGGCGGCGUUCGACACGUCGCUGUCGCGGCAGUGGCGCGACGAGGACCGCCGCUGGCGCGCGGAGGACCGCGAGUGGCGCGCGGACGACCUGGCGUUCCGCGAGGAGGAGCGCCGAUGGUUCGGGGAAGAGGCGGAAAUGCGGAGCGCGGAAAUAAGGUGGGGGGAACGGGGAGAGGGGUGGUCGGGGGAAGGGAGGAGGAAAAGGGGGGUGUGGGAGGUGGGGGAUGGGCGGCGAAGUGGGUGGGGGGGCUUCGAGGGACGGUGGAGGGAGGAAGACAUAAACCAACGCCACGUGGACAAUGCAAGAUACCUUUGGGCCAGGUUUGUCGAGAAGAACCGGCGGGAUGUGGAGGAGAAAUCGGAGCAGCUUAAAGCGAUUUCGAACCUUGCAGCACUGUUUGCUGGCUUCGCUGUAGUCACACUCACGCAGUUCCAAGUCACCCUCGACACCUCCCCUUUGGUCUGCCUGCACACAGUGGCCAUGGUGCAGUGCACGCUCAUCAUGGGCAGCAUAUUGAACAAUGGCAAGGCCUACGUGGACGAGGACGCCGAGGAGGAGUUCAUGUUCCGCUGCCUGCUCUUCGUGCGCUCCUUCUCAUUGGGAGACAGGCCUCCCGCACCACGUCGCACGUUUGAGGCUUUCUGGGAGUACAGGCGUUACCUGGUUGAGUGGAGGUACAUGUGCGGUUCCGCUGCCUGCUCUUUGUGCCCUGCUUCGUGUGCUCCUUCUCGCUCGGGAACCGCCCUCCCGCGCACCGACGCAUGUUUGAAGCUUUUUGGGAGUACAGGAAUCUUUUCAUUCCUUCUCAGCCUCAUUCCUAUCGGGUGGAUUAAAUUCAACUUCUCAACCGUCAUCCCAGCAGCGUUCACCGCCAUUGUCAUGUGCUCCAUGGUGCUGUGGGCGUAUCAGCAGCUGUCAUGGGGCGCCUAUCUCACCAAGGGCCGCCGCCAGUUCGACUCGCUGCUCUCCGAAGCCGAGGCCUUCCGACAGCUGUCAUGGGGCGCCUAUCUCACCAAAGGACACUGCCUUUUCAGCUCAACCACCAAGGCGACUCAACCGGCUAACCUGCUUCCCACCUCGUCUCCCCAUACCCACCACCAUCCCCCCAGGGCGUAUCAGCAGCUGUCAUGGGGCGCGUAUCUCACCAAGGGCCGCCGCCAGUUCGACUCGCUGCUCUCCGAAGCCGAGGCCUUCCGAGUGCGCCCCUCGGGUCUCCCCUUCGACUGGCACAUCGCCCCGGAAGCUUCCCGGAAGCGCAGCUCCUCGCGGAGAAGCCGGAGCGGGAGAGAGGGUGGGUCAAGCGAUGCUGCUUCCACGGCUUUUGCAGACGGUGAUGCUGGUCAGGAGUUGAAGCCUGGUUCGGGAUUGGAGAACACGGAUGGUAAGGCGCCCCGAACCUCGGCUUCUGGUUCGGGGAAUGGGAAUGUGAAGGCAUCAGAGGAUGGGGCUUCGGGUCUUGGGAGCAGUGGUGAGAAGGUUGGUCAAGGGCAGGGGGGUAAGAAAGUGGAGGAGGAGGGUGAGAGGGCAAGUAUGAAUGGAGGAAUGGAUAGUACUUGCAGAGAGAGGCGUGAACCUGGCCAAGAGGAUUGUUUGAUUGGUGGUGAUAGUGGUGGUGGUGGCGGUGGUGGUGAUAGUAUUGAUGUUGGUGAUUCGGGUUUGUCGUUGGCUGGUGGUGGGAAUGUGCCUCGUGCUGCGGUUGCGAGUAAAACAAAGAAGGCCAGCAGCAGGGUUAGCAGUUGCGAGAUCAGUGAGGUGCAGGAGUGA
This is a messenger RNA of Closterium sp. Naga37s-1, 1788 nucleotides long. Lineage: Eukaryota; Viridiplantae; Streptophyta; Zygnematophyceae; Desmidiales; Closteriaceae. The record is from the annotation of a GenBank genome assembly.